This is a messenger RNA of Archocentrus centrarchus (flier cichlid), 1125 nucleotides long. Its product is annotated as phospholipid hydroperoxide glutathione peroxidase-like. The record is from RefSeq and is a predicted model, not a curated record. Gene Ontology annotation, biological process: response to oxidative stress. Gene Ontology annotation, molecular function: phospholipid-hydroperoxide glutathione peroxidase activity; glutathione peroxidase activity. Gene Ontology annotation, cellular component: mitochondrion; nucleus. The transcript has 7 exons. Lineage: Eukaryota; Metazoa; Chordata; Actinopteri; Cichliformes; Cichlidae.
GACAGCUGAUCCAAUCCAGCACUAACCCUUUUCCAGCCUUUCGGUGGGCGGAGCCAGAGAGCCAAACAGAUCAUGUGAUGAGCGCAGCCACCAUGUGGCUACACAGAGCGACCGCAGUGUUUGGUCUGGUUGGAAGCAGAGGAGUACUGAGAAGUAUGUGUGCUCAGGUGGGAGAUUGGCAGAGUGCCAAGUCCAUCUAUGAGUUUUCUGCCAAGGACAUAGACGGGAAUGAGGUGUCUCUCGAGAACUACAGAGGGUAUGUGUGCAUAAUCGUAAAUGUGGCCUCUAAAUGAGGAAAGACCAGGGUAAACUACACUCAGCUUGCGGGAAUGCACGCCUCCUAUGCUGAGAAAGGUUUACGUAUCCUGGGAUUCCCAUGCAACCAGUUUGGAGGACAGGAACCAGGGACAGAAGCGGAGAUUAAAGAGUUUGCCAAAGGUUACAAUGCUGAGUUUGAUCUCUUCAGUAAGAUUGAGGUGAAUGGAGACAACGCUCACCCUCUGUGGAAGUGGAUGAAGGCUCAGCCCAAAGGAAAGGGAACCCUGGGAAAUAACAUCAAAUGGAACUUCACAAAGUUCCUUAUAAACAAAGAAGGACAAGUGGUGAAGAGAUAUGGCCCAACAGAUGAUCCAAGUGUGGUGGAGAAGGACCUGCCCACAUACCUGUAAUGGUACCAUCUCCUAUGUGUUUGACUCCUGACCUCUCCCAUGGACUUCAGGGUUGUGUCUGUGUGCCUGGACCAGUGACGGUCUGCUUGUAAACCCAACACUGGGCGGGGCAAGGCCUGAUGACCCUUAGCGUGCAACUUAUCUCCAGUGCCCACUGACGCCAAACCUUGUAUGCCCAUAUGAGGGAACAUUCACUAGUUAAUCAAAGUAGAAGCACUUCACAGCAUACUUCAUAGUCCAAACAGCCAUUCCUUUUUCUUUAUUACAUCUACUCAGUUCUGAAUGUUACUUCGUUCAUGUGCCAGUGUCAGUUUUCUGUGAGGACAUAGAAUGCAAUAAAUUUCAGAUUUCUGCACAGCUACUGAUUAUUUUUGCACUUGACUUGUCAAUGUUAUACCUGAAAAUCAUGGCUUAUGUGUUUAAAUUGGAAAAUAAAUAUCUUGAAUAUUGUGUUGUA